Molecule: messenger RNA, 3834 nt
Organism: Moneuplotes crassus
Lineage: Eukaryota; Ciliophora; Spirotrichea; Euplotida; Euplotidae
Source: the annotation of a GenBank genome assembly
UUUCAUUUAACUAUGGCGGAGGAUACUAAAGGUGAUACUAAUUUGUACACUGGAGACCCUCAAGAAGUCUCCCUGCAUAAAGGAUUGGCCAACCAUGGAGCAACAUGCUACAUGAACAGUCUUUUACAAUCAAUGUUUAUGACUAAAGAGUUCAGAAAAGCCUUGUAUGAGUGGAAGUUCGAUGACACAGUUCAAAAUAAAGAAGACUCUAUUCCUUACCAACUUCAGAAGAUCUUUGCUAGGCUACAAUUAGUCGAUGAUGCUGCUACUACAACAGACCUAAUUAAGUCCUUCGGAUGGGACCAGAACGCAUCUUUUGAGCAAAAUGAUAUAUCAGAAUUCUGAAGGGUGCUUUUUGAAGCUCUAAACACCACCUUUGAAGGGACUCCUCAAGCUUCUCUGCUGGAUAACCUGUAUAAUGGGAUAUAUUCAGACACCUUGCAUUGUACAGCUUGUGGGUAUGAUUCUAACAAGGAAGUCAACUUCAAUGAUAUUUCCUUAACAAUUAAGGAUGAUUUUUCAAACUCUUUCAAUGAUUCUCUAGAAAAAGCUCUCGGCCAUUACCUAGGAACUGAAAAACUAGAAGGUGAUAACCAGUACUUCUGCAGCAGAUGUGAUAAGAAGGUAGAUGCUACCAAGGGUUUCAAGCUGGUAAAACUCCCCAAAAUCCUUUGUUUGAACUUCAAAAGAUUUACUCUUGACUAUACCACAUUCCAAAGAGUUAAGAUCAAUGAUAAAGUGACAUUCCCGCUGCUGCUCAACAUGAACCCAUUUUUGAGAGAGUACUCCUCGGAAGAAGUUGAGAAGCUUAUUGAAGACAACCCUCUCUCAAAGGUAAGACCCAGUGAUCUCAGGCUUGGAAAGUUCGUUAGAGACGACGAAGAUGACAAAGAUGGGCAAGAAAUCUCAAAUGAUACUAGUAAAAGAUAUAAUCAGUUCAUGGAGAACGAACUCAAGAAUCUUGAAGAUAGAGGAGAAAUGCAAGUUGAAGGUCAAACUACCAUCUCGAGACAUAAGGAAAAAGAGCAGACUGACAAGCAACAUCAAGCUUAUCUUAAAAAGAUGAAGAAGAAUAUUAAGAAAAGAGGAGGGAGGUUCAAUAGAAAGAACCUCAACAGUAAUUUCUUUGCCAACAGCAAGAAGAAACCAAAUGAGGCUAAAGGAUGGGCUUUUGAUUUCAGUAUCCAAGAAAGUGCCCACUUAGUCGAGAAACCAAAGAAUGCAGUAUGUCUUCCAGGAGAAGAGGAAAAGUUAGUAGAGGAAAGAAAGAAGCAAGCUGAUGAGAAGGCUCAAAAUCCUCAAGAAGAGCAACCAAAUGAAUCCAAAGAGACAAAAGAAGAUACCAAAGAGAAUGAGAAGGAAGAGAAGAAAAUUGACAGAAAAAGUAAAGAUGAAUGGGCUGAUAUCGUCACUCAAAAGAACCUUGAACUUGCAGAUGAGUACAAGAAAGAAGGAGACUUUGUAUAUGAGCUCUUUGCUAUCCUAAUCCACUCAGGAGGUGCACAUGCUGGCCAUUACUACACAUACAUCAAAGAUUUUGAGACCGGUGAUUGGUAUAAAUUUAAUGAUGUUAUGGUUCACAAAAUUUCAUUCUUGGAGAUAAUUACAACCUUCGGUCAAAAGCCUUCAAAGAAGAGAAGAUAUAGCAGUAGUAUUCAAGCUAGAUCAAAUGCAUACAUGCUCAUGUACAGACAGAUCGACCCAGACACGAAUGUGAACUCUGUCCCUAAAUCUCUGAUCUCUCAAGAACUCAAGGACGAGGUUGAAGCUGAUUUGAAGAAAGAGAAGAAGCAGCUAGAAGAAAAAGAAAGAAAAGAUAACCAAAUGCAGCUAAAGGUUGCUUUUAAUGGAGAUUCAAGAGUAUUCUGGGUUAAUAGGAAAGAAGACACACUUCAAUCCCUCCUUGUCCAAGCUGUCACCGAAUUUGGAUUGGAAGAUCUUGGCAUUGAAAAUUGCAGACUUAGAGCAUUCAAUGUUGUCAACGAUGUCAUGCAAGAGACGUAUACUGGCAAAGAGCAAGAGACAUUUGAAGUUUUGCAUAUUUUCCCUCUUAAAACUUUGGGGCUGGAGACUAAAACAGCUGAAGAGGAGUUCCAGGAGAUUGAUCCAAACAAAAUUACACUUAAGGUAAAUGCCUGGAGAAGAAAUAUUUCCAUCCUGGAUGAUGACAAUCUGAUGCCUCAGAAAAUUAUUGUCAACAAGGAAGAGACUAUGGAAGACCUAAUGAACAAGAUCUCUACUGAAUAUAAUAUAGCAUUCGAUAAACUCAGAAUUUCCAAAAGAAGAGCAGGAUCAGUCGGCAAGAAUGUUGAAGAACUUUCUAUUGAAAAGAACAUUAAGAGGAAACUCAAGAUUCUAAGAAUCAACGAUGGGCUGACCAUAUUUAUUGAGGAUAAGUCAUUCGAACAUCCAGAUAUUGACAAAUACCCCUUCUUAUCCAAGGAGAUUGCUGCUAAUAAGUGGGAGACUGAAUUUGAACUAAACAGGAACAGAUCUGUCAUCAAAUUCAACAUCCCUUCAGAGUCUAUUGAUCAAGAUGUUGAUAAUGACAGCAAAGAUAAGAAGGACCCAAGCAUUGAAUAUGGCAAAAGUGUCGUUGUUGAUAAAAGGUUGACUGUAUUUGACCUUAAAGUUGAGGUAUCGAAGCAACUCGGAAUCGGACUUGACAAAUUAAUCUUCAGGAGAGGCAUUCAUGGAACAGAAAUCAAAGAAAAUGAUCUGACCCUAAAACAAGCUAGUAUUUAUAACGGAAUGUGUCUGUAUAUUAGAACUGGUAUCCCAUCCUGUGAAAAUGAGAAGAGACUCAAGUUCUUCCUCUCUGAGCCAAUCUCAGAGAAGGAGAAGGAGGACAUGGAUAUUGCUACAUCGGAUUCACUGUAUUACAAAAUGAGAGAACUUAUUGAAAUUCCUGUCAACACUCACCAAACCACUUACAAGGUUAAGGAGUUUGCUUGCCAAAAGAUUAAGGAAAGUUGUGAUAUCGAGCUUGAUCCAACCCAAAUCAGAUUCAGAGAAAGAGCUAAUGACAGACUGACCAAAUAUUAUAGAGAUGAAGUUGUGAUUGAGCAAUACCGUAUGUACGAGGGCAAGCAGAUUGCUAUACAGUCCCUCCCUGCACAAGAGGUGAUCGACCAAGAUGAUAUUAUAAUAAUGAUAAGAUCAUGGAACCCUGAAACAUGGCAGAUAACCCCUAUGAAGGAACUAGUGGUCAAGAGGUAUUCAACCUUGGAUGAAUUCUCACAUAUACUAGCCAAAGAGUACCCUGAUAUACAAAGAGAAAAUAUGGAGUGUUGCAAAAUUAUGAGCUAUUUCUUCAGAGUUCAGCUACCUUACGAAAAAUGGUACGGCUUAGCUAACCAAGAAGAUUUCUUGGCUUCUAACCCCUUCUAUCUCUCAACAGAUGGGCUGCUACUCUUUGUUAAGGAUAAGACUUUAGUAGAGAGGGAGCUCACUGAAGAGGAGAAGAAAGAAUAUGGAUGUCAAGAAUACGAAAAUGCCAUCUUUGUUACUAGCUCUAAAGGCAAGAGAGGUGUGUUCAAGGAGAAAGCAAUGAAAAUUAACGUCAAAAAGAAAAAGAAAGAUCCAUUUGCUGAUGCUUUGAUUGGAAUGGAAGAUUCUAAAGAGGACCUUGGACCAUUAAAAGCUCACUCAACUGGGUCAACUACGGGCUUAGAAAGAGAAUUUUCCUCAACAAAGGAUACCUUUUGCUCGACUGCUUCGAGUUCAGGAUCAAAGUUUCUUUCUGACGUCAAGGUUCAGGGCGAAUCUGAGAAUCCAGAGAGCCCAACGACCGAAAAGAUAGAAGACUCUUAAAUUCCUUGUUUCCAAUAUAUU